Molecule: messenger RNA, 1032 nt
Organism: Camelina sativa (false flax)
Lineage: Eukaryota; Viridiplantae; Streptophyta; Magnoliopsida; Brassicales; Brassicaceae
Source: RefSeq, a predicted model, not a curated record
AUGGAGAUAUUGGUCAGAAUCACAAGCUUUGUGGUGUUCUUGUUAGUUUCUGGUGCGGUGUUGUUGCUACUUAGCUCAAGCUCUGUUCACGGGUUGAGAUAUGGACCCUCUAAGAGAUUCUUUAAUAGUAGUGAUCAGUCUACCGUUUUGGGUCCCAACAUGACGUUUGAAAGUGGACAUAACAAAGCGCGAAGAGUGCAAGAAGGUAACGUAGAAGAAGGAGGUUGCGUAAACUGCGGAGGAAGAGAAAGAGACUGUGGAGAUUGUAGAGGUGAAGAUGGAAGCUGUAGAGGUUGUAAUGGAACAGGAGGAAGUCCGGGUGAUGGUGGAAGAGGCGGUCGUGAAGGAGGAGGAAGAGGCCGGGGAAGAGAAAAUGGCAAAGGAGAUGGGAAAGGACAAGGUGACAAUGGUGGAAAAGAAGAUUGCAAUGACCAUAAAAAGAAGAAAAGAGAUGAUAGGAACAACGGUGGUGGUGAUGUUAAUGGUGACGGUGUCGGUAUUGGUAUUGGUAUAGGUAUAGGAGGUGAACCUAGCCCUGGAACUGGAGGUGGUGGAGAUGGAAGCUGUAGAGGUUGUAAUGGAACAGGAGGAAGUCCGGGAGAUGAUGGAAGAGGGGGUCGAGGAGGAGGAGGAAGAGGCCGAGGAAGAGGAAAUGGCAAAGGAGAUGAGAAAGGACAAGGUGACAAUAGUGGAAAAGAAGAUUGCAAUGACCAUAAAAAGAAGAAAAGAGAUGAUAGGAACAACGGUGAUGGUGAUGUUAAUGGUGACGGUGUUGGUAUUGGUAUUGGUAUAGGUAUAGGAGGUGAACCUAGCCCUGGAACUGGAGGUGGUGGAGGAGGUGGAGGAGGCGGUGGGGGAGGCGUAGGAGAUGGAUAUGGAUAUGGCCGUGGAUGGGGCGGUGGAUAUGGAGGAGGAGGCGGAGGAGGAUGGGGGUGGGGUGGAGAUAGCAAUGGAGGAGUAUGGGGUCCCGGAAACGGCGGUGGUUGUUGGUUUCCCGGUUGUGAUAAAAAGUCAAAGAAAGGUCAACAUUAA